AUGAUUCUUGGAAUUGGGCUGAUGGCGGAGGAUGACUGGAAGCCGGUGGCAGUGGAGAAGCUGCGUUGCCUGUCCGGGGUGAUAACAGUGGCUACGGGAGGGAGGACAGGCAACCAGAUUAUGGAGUAUGCGUCUGCGUGGUCGCUGGCCCAGCAGUACGGUCUGCGGCUGGCUGCGCCCACAGAGAUGUUGAGGACACUUCACAGCGUCUUCCAGAAUCUCAGCGCAACGCCACUGGAGGACAUUCUGCAGCGCCCCUCUUGUAAAGCCCACCAUCUGCGCGAAACUGAGGUGUUGCGCUACGCUACAAAAGACUCCUUGCUGUAUCCCGUGUCGCGGUAUGUCCAGUGGGCGCUCAGGCACAGCCAACCAAUUAUUCUAAGGAAGUGGAUCGUGGUAACCGAGUCCAUCGCAUAUAUGUCUGGGAAGCUUCACAAGGAGUUCCGGUAUCGAAGAGAGUAUGCUGACAUGGCGGAACGCACACUGACGCGUGUGAGGCAAGCUGCCGCCCAGAAAGCGGGCUCCCAUUAUUCUAAGGUGUUAACGGUCAGCAUACAUGUUCGUCGCUCGGACUACGCUUCAUACUUGAUCCAUAGAUUCAAUGCCAAAAAUAUGGCAGAGGUGGGCUACUACCGCAGGGCGGCAAAGCGCAUGCGCGAACUGCUCGAGCCAGAGCUCGCUGCCCUCGCCUUCAUUGUGGCCAGCGACGACAGUGAAUGGUGUCAAAAUACUCUGCUUCCUGCACUCAACAGGGAUUUUCAGGAGGGGAGCCCACCCAGCAGCGCCUUCCUGACGUCUGACAACAGCAGCAGCUCGCCGGUGCACGACCUGGUCGUGCUGUCGACUGCCGACCACUCAGUGCUGAGCUACGGGACGUUCGGAACGUGGGCAGCGCUAAUGGCCGGCGGGCGCGCCAUCGUGUUCGACCUGGCUGCCGCCAACCCGCACUUACCACCGGGCACCCGCAACAGCGCCAUGAGCUUCGCGCCCCACCUGCCGUCGUGGGAGCUCCUCAUCUGA
This is a messenger RNA of Schistocerca cancellata (South American locust), 1020 nucleotides long. RefSeq names its product galactoside 2-alpha-L-fucosyltransferase SEC1-like. The transcript has 6 exons. The record is from RefSeq and is a predicted model, not a curated record. Gene Ontology annotation, cellular component: membrane. Bases 1 to 1020 code for a protein of 339 amino acids. Gene Ontology annotation, molecular function: galactoside 2-alpha-L-fucosyltransferase activity. Gene Ontology annotation, biological process: carbohydrate metabolic process. NCBI's taxonomy places the organism in Eukaryota, Metazoa, Arthropoda, Insecta, Orthoptera, Acrididae.